AAAUUCAGCAGACUUUCGGUGAUGAUGCAAUGGGGGCCACUAAAAUUAAAGAGUGGUUCAACGGCUUUAAACAUGACCGUAUGUCAAUGGACAGUGAGCAGCAUUCUGGGAGACCGUCAAUGCUGAUGUCAUUGAAAAAGUGCGGACAUUGAUCAUGCAGGACCGUCGUUUGGCCAUCUGUGAAAUUGCUGAUGAGGUUGGGAUCAGCAGAGGUUCCGCAAACACAAUUUUAACUGACGAUUUGGGCAUGCGAAGAGUGGCGGCAAAAUUUGUGCCCAAGCUGCUUUCGCCGGAGCAGCAACAACUCCGUCUUGAGGUCGUGCAGGACAUGCUGGAAUGCGUAAACAGGGAUCCUGAGUUCCUGAAGACUGUGAUCACUAGUGACAAGUCGUGGGUGUAUGGAUAUGACCCGGAAACCAAGGUCCAGGCAUCACAAUGGAAGCAUCCAACAUCCCCGAGGCCCAAAAGAGCAUGACAGAUUCCGAGUAAUACAGCUUUUUUUCGAUUACCGGGGUGUUGUGCAUCAUGAGUAUGCAACACUAGGCCAGACUGUCAAUAA
Messenger RNA from Cryptotermes secundus, 559 nucleotides. RefSeq lists its product as uncharacterized. Lineage: Eukaryota; Metazoa; Arthropoda; Insecta; Blattodea; Kalotermitidae. The transcript is spliced from 2 exons. The record is from RefSeq and is a predicted model, not a curated record. Bases 155 to 475 code for a protein of 106 amino acids. Gene Ontology annotation, molecular function: nucleic acid binding.